Messenger RNA from Vombatus ursinus (common wombat), 1592 nucleotides. RefSeq names its product speriolin-like. Bases 150 to 1592 code for a protein of 480 amino acids. NCBI's taxonomy places the organism in Eukaryota, Metazoa, Chordata, Mammalia, Diprotodontia, Vombatidae. The transcript is spliced from 4 exons. The record is from RefSeq and is a predicted model, not a curated record.
GUACUGAAGUAAUAUACCCUGUUUUCUGAUCCCACUACCUAUUCUAAUCUUAUUCCUUGCCUUAAUCACUAUCACUAUUCUGACACUUCUCUAAAUCCCACCUUACUUUAAUAUUCUGCCUUACUCUGCCUUCUCUAUGAUUGCCAGUCAUGAUUUCCACUGAUGAUAACAAAAGAGUAAUGGACUGGAAACCAUCUGCAGAUGUGGAGCCUUCCAACAUGGUGUUUGUGGGCCAGCCAACCCAGACUUCCACCCCCCUUGGUACCAUGACUAUUGGGACCCCCAUCACAACCUUCUUUGGAUCCCCAGAAUCCUUGGCACAAGGCAACACCUCUAUUCCCACCACGUCUUCAGCUUUGGCCAGUGUCCCCAUAGCUGGUACUAUUCCCACAUCUGCCCUUCCAGUUACUGUUGCUACCUCUAGUACCCACUCUACAGCAGAUGCCACCUCUCUUCACCAAGAUGCUCCCCCAUCUUCCACCCCAAAUCUUAAUGCAACUUUAUGCAAAGACUCCUCCAAUAAACUACAGAAUUCCCCAGCACGUACUGCCCUCACUUCACAUGCUUCUUCCCUUUCUCCUCCACAUUCCUCUCAUUCUCCACCGCCACAUUCUAUCAUCUCCUCUUCCCCUGCCAAUCAUGCCCGAAGGACCCAUUCCUUAGAACACAAAAACAAGAGCCUCCUGGAAACUGAGAGGAAGACGGCCCAUCGGAAGACCGGUAAAGUCAGUGAAACUAACAGAGAAGCUAAGCAGCUGACAUGUGAGCGUCUGGUUGGAGAGAUUGCCUUCCAACUUGACCGUCGAAUACUGUCCAGUAUCUUUCCUGAGCGAGUACGCCUCUACGGAUUCACUGUCUCCAACAUCCCUGAAAAAAUUAUUCAGGCCUCCUUGAACACCUCAGAUCACAAGUUGGAUGAAGAGCUGUGCCAGAUGCUCACUCAACGUUACGUGAGUGUCAUGAAUCGGCUGCAGAGCCUGGGCUACAAUGGGCGGGUCCACCCAGGGCUGACGGAGCAAUUGGUUAAUGCCUAUGGCAUCCUGAGGGAACGGCCUGAGCUGGCAGCCUCUGAAGGUGACUCUUACACCAUGGACUUCCUCCAGCGGGUGAUCAUAGAGACGGUGCCCCAAAGCGUGCUCACUGAUGCCCUCCUUCUUCUCUCCUGCCUCAACCAACUCUCCCAUGAUGAUGGCAAACCUAUGUUCAUCUGCCUGGGGGCUGCCUUCCUACACCCAGGCUGGCCCCUGCAGCAGCGGGUCGGUCAGCCCAGGGCCCCCGAGCUUCCAGCCUUAUCUGGCCGGGGCGGGACCUGCCUGACCGAGGGAGAGCCGCGGGGGCGGGCUCUCGUCUCCACUUUCUCUUUCCAUUUUCCGACUUCCGCUGCCGCGGUCCUCCAAAUCCAGGUAAGGAGAGGGAUGUGUCCUCGGCACCUCCUUCCCGACCCUCAUGCCUAUCCCGCCUUGGCUCUCCAGUCCCCUUGCUGGAGCCCCCUCCUCAACCCUCUCAUUGGUUCUACUCCCUGUCUCUGCUCUCCAGGGUCCCUGGUCAGCCCCUACCACUCCUCUGCCUUGCAGACUCCUUUGGACAGAUGA